ACGAACAAGGAAGGCGGGGGAGGAAAGCGGAAGCCGCGGGGCCUUCUAAAUACGAAAGUCUCCGGAGCUUGCGCCAGGCUCUUCGCGGCGCCCCCCACUUAGACGCGGGGCUUCUGAGCGGGUGGGGGAGAAGGAACUGUUGCCGGUGCGGAGACCAGGCGGCCAGCGUCUGCAGGGAUGAACCUCGAGUUGCUGGAGUCCUUUGGACAGAACUAUCCAGAGGAAGCUGAUGGAACUUUGGAUUGCAUCAGCAUGGCCCUGACUUGCACCUUUAACAGGUGGGGCACACUGCUUGCUGUUGGCUGUAACGAUGGCCGAAUUGUUAUUUGGGAUUUCUUGACAAGAGGCAUUGCUAAAAUAAUUAGUGCACACAUCCAUCCAGUCUGUUCUUUGUGUUGGAGUCGAGAUGGUCAUAAGCUCGUGAGUGCUUCUACAGAUAACAUAGUGUCACAGUGGGAUGUUCUUUCUGGAGAUUGCGACCAGAGGUUUCGAUUCCCUUCACCCAUCUUAAAAGUCCAAUAUCAUCCUCGAGAUCAGAACAAGGUUCUCGUGUGUCCCAUGAAAUCUGCUCCUGUCAUGUUGACCCUUUCAGAUUCCAAACAUGUUGUUCUGCCGGUAGACGAUGACUCGGAUUUGAACGUGGUGGCAUCUUUUGAUAGGCGAGGGGAAUAUAUUUAUACAGGAAAUGCAAAAGGCAAGAUCUUGGUCCUAAAAACAGACUCUCAGGAUCUUGUUGCUUCCUUCAGAGUAACAACGGGAACAAGCAAUACCACAGCCAUUAAGUCUAUUGAGUUUGCCCGAAAGGGGAGUUGCUUCCUGAUUAACACAGCAGAUCGAAUAAUCAGAGUUUAUGACGGCAGAGAGAUUUUAACGUGUGGACGGGACGGAGAGCCUGAGCCUAUGCAGAAACUGCAGGACUUGGUGAACAGGACUCCAUGGAAAAAAUGUUGCUUCUCUGGGGAUGGGGAGUACAUAGUGGCAGGCUCAGCGAGGCAGCAUGCGCUGUAUAUCUGGGAAAAGAGCAUUGGCAAUCUGGUGAAGAUCUUGCAUGGGACCAGAGGGGAGCUCCUGCUGGACGUGGCUUGGCAUCCAGUUCGACCCAUCAUAGCUUCUAUUUCUAGUGGAGUGGUGUCCAUUUGGGCCCAAAAUCAAGUAGAAAAUUGGAGUGCAUUUGCACCAGAUUUCAAAGAGUUGGAUGAAAAUGUAGAAUAUGAGGAAAGAGAAUCAGAAUUUGAUAUUGAGGACGAAGAUAAGAGUGAGCCUGAGCAAACAGGGGCUGAUGCUGCUGAAGAUGAGGAAGUGGAUGUCACCAGUGUGGAUCCCAUUGCUGCCUUCUGUAGCAGAAGACCCUGAAGAGAAUCCGUAUGGCCCCCCACCGGAUGCAGUCCCAACCUCCUUGAUGGAUGAAGGGGCUAGCUCAGAGAAGAAGAGGCAGUCUUCAGCAGACGGGUCCCAGCCUCCAAAGAAGAAACCUAAAACGACCAAUAUAGAGCUCCAAGGAGUGCCGAAUGACGGUGAGAAGCCUCCUUAUUUAUUCCCCGUGUCUGUGGUUUCAUUACUUUAUGUCCAAUAAGUCAUUUCCUACUUGAGCCAUUUCUACUCUAAAGGAGUUUCCCAUGAGUUUUUCUACACAGCUUUACAGUUCUGUGAUAAUUGAGUUUGUGUUCACUUUUAAAAUGGGGACAUUCUGCCUCCAGUGUCUUGCCUACAAUGACACACCUUGUCUUCUGACACAUGUGUCAGGAUUUGUUUCCUUGAACUGUUCAUCCCCCUCCUGCCGGCCUCCACAAUAGAGUGGCUUUACUGCCCGGUACAGUGCCAGUCCGAGCUGCAUGGUCAUUUCCUCCUGCUUGCCUCUGCAGUGAGUGGCAGCUUUCCUUACCACAUGUUGCAAUGCUUUGAUAAGGGGAGGGUGGUAUUACCUAACGUUGGGUAUCUUCCAUUCUUUUUUCUUAUAGAUAAUAGUAGAUCACUUAGGUAUACGACUGUACAGUCUCUGAUGUGUACACUUGAUUCCAGGCACCACUGUGUAGUUUCUGUACGAUUGCUCAUAUUGUCAUCUGCCCUGCAAGUUAGUUUAUUAUUUUUGCUUUGCAAAGGAGAAAAGUUGGACUGAAGUAGCUUAGUUUGUCCAAGGUCUCACAGAGAAUGGACUCAGGUCUCUUGCCCUAGUCUGUGCAUUUCUUUUCUGAUCCUGUAUAUGUGUGUGUUGUGUGUUCCGCACACCCCUGUUCAGGCUUGGAUCACGUUAGUAUGAGUGGGUAUUUUAAUUGUUUUCUGGUUUGGAGUGGCUGUGGUUUGGUAUAAACCAUAUAGAUUUGUGUGUGCCUUUGGUCCAGCAAGUACUUGUCAAUUUAGUAGACAUUCUUUUGUAAUUUUAAAAAUAAUCAAUUUUUUUCUUAAGAGUAGUGAUGUGGGACACAAUAGCAAAGCUCUUUGCACUCAAAGGUCUGGUUGGGAUGCAGGACCAGGGUGGUAUGCACUGUCUUUCAUGGCUGUCUGUCCCUCUGCAGAAGUCCAUCCACUGCUGGGUGUGAAGGGGGAUGGCAAAUCCAAGAAGAAGCAAGCAGGCCGGCCUAAAGGAUCAAAAGGUAAAGAGAAAGAUUCUCCAUUUAAACCGAAACUCUACAAAGGGGACAGAGGUUUACCUCUGGAAGGAUCAACGAAGGGUAAAGUGCAGGCGGGACUCAGCCAGCCCUUGGCAGGUAAGGACACAUUGGGAGCACCAUCUGGCUUGCUUUGUGGCCUUGCUUUGUACAGCUGACUUCCUUUAACUGCAGUGGGAUUUUCCCUCCCUGUCUUCCUUCCUUCUCCCCAGCAUCAAAUAAUCCCUGGAGCUCAAGCUGCUAAGGGCAAGCUAAACCAAAAUCGACUUAAUUCAUUGGCUCUCACCCCUAGGUCCAUAAGUAGAUGUCAAGGGUCCCAGAUACACACAGAAUGUUAUGUGAGUGUAAGAACUCGCACUUUCCAUUGGAUUCCUAUAGGAAAAUCUGUGACCCAGAAAGCGAUGAGCCUCUAGCUAAUACAUUUCUUAGUCUCUGUCUGCCUUUGGUGUUUUGCUUUUACAUUUUUAUUUGUAGAUUUUUCUUUAGUUUGUUUUUUAUUUUAGCCCUAAGGCAAGUAGUCAGAAAUACAAGCUGGUUUGAUAUAACACCUGACUAUUAAACUUCAUCAUCUUCAUACUGAUGAGAUUCCCCAAGAAGUAGGGUUCUUCCUCAACCAUCUAAGGAAAGGAGGAAGUUUCUUAUCGGUACCAUAAUGUUAAAGAAGAAAAAAGGCUUUGAGGUUUCCUCCAAUAUUCGAGACUAGGAGGAAAAUGCCAAAAAGACAUUUUUAACUUAUAAGUGUCCUUUAGGUUGGCCUUAGCCUUUAAUAUCUGACCCUUUCAGCCCCUAAUAUGUGAUACACAAUUGAGUCCCAUCAACAAGUGGAAAUACCUGUGAACCAGUUAACUCGUGCUUGUUUGAAAAAAAAAAUUUUUUUUUUUUUCCCGGAGCUGGGGACCGAACCCAGGGCCUUGCGCUUGCUAGACAAGCGCUCUACCACUGAGCUAAAUCCCCAACCCCGCUUGUUUGAAAAAUAAUGAUCAAGUUAGAGCUCAUCACCACUUAAAUGUCCUUGGGACUUAAAGUUUAUAUCUAUCCAUUAGGUAGACACAUACACAUAUACAUGCGCGCGCAUGCAUGCGCGCGCGCACGCGCGCACACACACACACACACACACACACACACACACACACACACACACACAGUGUGAGUGUGAGAGAGAGAGAGAGUACUUUGUUAAUAUAAUAUGCUUUUUUGUCCUAAUUGACACAGGUUAGAUAAAGUGUCAGUGGUUAUUAUAUUUAGGUUUUUUUCCCUCCACUUUAAAAUUUAAUUUACAUGUGUUAAAAGUACAUAUGAUAAAUAGUGGAAUACAAAGUGGAAUUCUUUGUUCAAUUUGGUUAAUUGUUGCCUAUAAGUAGGAAUUAUUUUCUACAGAGAAAUUGAAGAAGAGACUGGGUCUUUAGUCCCCUGAGUUUGGUACAUCUAGACUUGAGGUUUUCAGCAUUGUACCACUGCGUCUGCUAGUUCCCCUGGAGUGAGUGUGGCUGUUACGUCCCUACCUCCAUGCUGAGGCCAAGGCUGUGUGUGUGGAUCAUAAAAGAGUCAGCAAGGGCUACAGAGGAGCAGUCGUUUGAUUGCUACAAACAAAGAUGGUCUUUCUAUAGCCCAUGUGCAUAAGAUUAACAGUUAAGAAUGUGAGCUCGAGUGGAUUUUCUGGCACAAAAAGCCCAGUUGCUUUUAGCAUGAUUUAAAAUGUGGCCAGAUGUAUACAAUUAAUCAGCACUUUAGGACAGGGUCUCCGUGCUGCCUUUUUUCUUUUUUUUUUUUUUUUUUUUUUUUCUUUUCUUUUUUUUCGGAGCUGGGGACCGAACCCAGGGCCUUGCGCUUGCUAGGCAAGCGCUCUACCACUGAGCUAAAUCCCCAACCCCUUUCUUUUUUUUUUUUUUUUUUUUUUAAAUCAAAGAAAGUGACUCACUGUGUCACAGACCAGGCUGACCUCGAGCUUGGAGAGAUCUUCCUGCCUCUGUCUCCAGAGUGCUGACGAUGUAUGUGUGCGAGCAUGCCUCACUUUUCUCCCCUCUAAUUCUUCAGGACCAUUCUAUAAGGACGUAGGGAAUCUGUGGUAUGGCUCCAUAGAGCAGCAUUUGCCUAACUUGUGUAAGGCCCUGUGUUUGAGCUGCAUCACCAGAAAAAAAAAUUAGUUAAAAUUAAUCUUGUGCUUUCCAAUAGGAUGUAUAUAUAGUAAAUGAUAAAUAAACCAGUACAGAAUUUUAAAAUUCUUUCUCAAUAAUAGAAUGGCUUAAAAUUUCAAUUUUAGUUGAUAUGUUCACUAGUAUGUCUAAAUGAGAACCAAGAUCAAAAUGUUGGAAAAUCUACUCAGUUUUGGGGAAUAAAUUUUUUAUUCCUCAAAUUCCAUAAAUACUGAAUCUGUACACUAGUAUUAUUGUCUUAGUGGCAAAAAAGAGUUUGCAAUAAAAUCCUGAACUGUGUGUGGUGCCUACUGGGUCUUCAUGCAGGCCAGCAUUUUAACUUUUCUCUAGGGUCCUGUGAAGUCGACACGUCCAUUGUUACCUAGUUUAGCUUCCAGGCUGAAGAAGUACUGAGUCAUUAAAGGUAGACGUGUAUGUUCAGGAGCCAGGGUAGUUCACGAUGGCUUAUCCUAAUUACUUUUGGGAAGCACUGAAGUGGGUGAGCCUUAAGAAGAGGCUGUUUAACAGCUCUGUCCUUAAGGACUAGAGAACUUGCCCCUGCUGGGGUGAGAGGACAGACAGAUUCUGUUUAUAAGGAGCAGAGCAGCCCCUGUCCUGCAGCCCCUCCCGACUGCAUGCUUCGUGUGCUUCUCUGUGCAACUCUGUGUCCUCCUUCCUGUGUUCUCCUCCGCCUUGAUUCAUUGAUCUGUUCCUGAAUGGAAAUCUCCAGAAUAGACUGAAUACCACAGUGCUAAGGAACAGAACCUAGCUUAACCUCAGCAGUGAGCCUGAGGCAUGGCUCCAAGACCUUCGGAGGGCUGCCUGUGGCUUUCCUGACAGGGCAGUACAGUUUGGAACUUUGUGAGGCUACAAUUUUGUCCCACAUAAUUUUAGAAAUACUGCUUUCAGAGUAAGCUAUCAUAUCUUCUAUGUGGAGUUCUUUGGUUGAGGCAAGGGCUUCUUCAUUCAAUAGCAUGAUGGUUUUGGAGGUUCUUGAGCAAACCUGGAGCUGUUGCUGCUAUGUUGUGGCCCAGGGGCCUCUAAGGAAGCUGACAUUUUUACAAUUCAGAUGUUUUCAAUAUAAGAUAGUAUAUAGCAAUUGUUUUCACCAGAUGUUAAAAAGUAAAACUCAUACAGAGUGCCUGUAGCAGAGAUCCCUUCGAAAAUUAGCCCACAGUAUUGGGGUGUAGGUCAAUGUUAGAGCUGGCCUAGCAUGUGCAAGGCUGUAGGUUCUACUCUCAGCACUGCAGAAACAGUCUGCUCUGAGGAUUGUGUUAAAGGUUCAUUUCUGUGGCCUCCCCCUUUUGGGAGUGGGCGGCAGUCAGGACAGGGUUUCUCUGUGUAGCACUCUAUAGACCAGGCUGGCCUCAAACUCACAGAGAUCCACCUGUGCUGAGUGCUGGGCUCUAAAGUGUGAAUUUCCUUUGACUGGGUAAUUUUUGCAUUAGUGUCAAAAUUUUGAAGGCAGAAUUGUAGGGGUAAGCUGUGUAUGCUCUAGCCAGAUAAAUGAUAGCUGUUUAUUAAUAUGUGCAAGUGGCCAUUUUGUAAACCUUAAUAACUCUAACAAAAAAACUCCCCUUAUCUGCCAUGUUAUGACAGAUUAAGGAUUAGGGGGAAAUUGGAAAGCAGAUAAUUCACUGUCAAUCAGUCUGGGACUACUGUAGUCCUUUUGUGUCACACAGCUUGUUAGUGUUGAAUUACAUAGGAAGGGCAGCACUAAUGAGGAUACUUCUCGAGGAAACCCGAUAAAAGUAACCCUGAGUCAGGGACUCUCCAGGGACAGGCCUGCUUGACACCAUUUGUCUAAUCUCUGUUUCUGUCACCUUAACUCUAUUUCCGAGCUUGAGGUGAGAACACAAGCUCCAUUUUCCUCGUUACCCAGACUUCUGGUUCCUCAUCAGCACAGUGCCACAGAGGACUGGUUUGUCACAGAUAGAAUCUUACCCCACCCCCAUGUAGACACUAGUGUCUUGAUCCACACCUGGAUCUGUUGAAGGUGUCAAAGACCAAAGUGUGCAGAAGAGCUGCUGCAUAGAGAAAGGACACUGUGCUCACUGCCCUACUUUGGGGCAACUAUUCACUGCCUUCUGGAACUAGACUCACCCAAUCGCUUGCCAAAACCCCGAUUAGAUAAGCCGGUAAUGAGUUAACUGCUCAUUUGUCCUUCCUCCUCUUUUUUAGAAAUAAUUAUCACUCAAAGACUAAUUUAUGGAUUCUAGUAAGACUUGAUGCCUAGUUGGAUAUUCUGUCUCAUAUCUGUAUAAUCAUCCUAGCUGACCAAUGAAGGAUUGGAAAUCAUGUCUGAGUAUUCAUUCUCUUUGGCCAUCCUGAAUUAGGCUCUGCUGGGAGAGACCAAAAAUAGCUGUGAAUCUCAAGCUGAAUUUUUCUUAAUACUAAACUGCUGGAGACUUCCUGUAUGAUGCAACUAACUGGUUUCUGUGAGCCAGAUGCUGCAGGCCUUGUAGGCUGUUUUCUUACGUUUCAGUAGAAAGCUUGUAUCUGGUCUUAAUUUCAGUCUGUCCUUAGCAAAUGUGACUGUUUUUAUUGCCAGUUUUCAUUUAUAUAUUAGAACUUCAUUUUAAAAAUAACAUUCACAGCAACUUUAUAAAUGAAAACCUUUUUUAUUAUGCAGUUGAUUUUCACCAUUUUACCACUCCAAGCCUUGUGCAACCCCUCACUGAAGUUAGAUCCUGGAGGUUUUCUUCACC
Rattus norvegicus (Norway rat) is the source of this 7446-nucleotide messenger RNA. The record is from RefSeq and is a predicted model, not a curated record. Lineage: Eukaryota; Metazoa; Chordata; Mammalia; Rodentia; Muridae.